AGACAGCCUUAGAAUAUUUAAGGCCAGAAUCGGCUGAGUCCAGACCAAAGGAAGAACACUCCUCACAUAAUCACCUCACCUUGUGCUGUCAUACGCUGAAGAGCCAGCAUGGCUUCCUUCACAUUGUCAACAUUCCUCGGUGUUGCUGUUCUCUCUAGCAUGGCUUUGGCAUCUCACGGAGCUGGGAUAGAAUUGUUUCAGGGUUCCUGCCCCGAUGGUUGGUUUUCCCACAAUUGCCGCUGCUUCCGGCACGUUUCUGAUAAGAAGUUUUGGAUCGAUGCAGAGCUAAACUGUGUGGAUCUUGGGGGACACCUGGCCUCAGUGCACAGUGAAGAUGAGCAUCAGUUUCUUCGACAGCUCCAUACGAGUUCUGUCCAUUCUGAAGACGACCCGUACUGGAUCGGACUGUCAGACCUGUACAAGAAAUAUUCAUGGCUUUGGACCGAUGGUUCAAUUCGAAGUGACUUUUCAAGGUGGAAUCCCGGAGAGCCCAACGACUUAGGGAAUGCAGAGCGCUGUGUGGACUCAAACCAUGGAGGCCCGAAAGGCUGGGUUGACAACUCAUGUACCAGAACUUAUGCAUUCAUCUGUGCCAAGCGGCUGAAUGACUAAUGUGGCCGUCAGUACCAAGCUGAACCAGCUCCGUGAUGAAGCUGCUUUGCAUUACUUUUAAUAAAGUUCUGAGCAUUCAAUA
Messenger RNA from Anguilla rostrata (American eel), 694 nucleotides. RefSeq names its product lactose-binding lectin l-2-like. The transcript has 6 exons. Lineage: Eukaryota; Metazoa; Chordata; Actinopteri; Anguilliformes; Anguillidae. Gene Ontology annotation, molecular function: signaling receptor activity. The coding region runs from base 109 to 612 and encodes 167 amino acids. The record is from RefSeq and is a predicted model, not a curated record.